This is a messenger RNA of Diaporthe citri, 1056 nucleotides long. RefSeq lists its product as uncharacterized. The record is from RefSeq and is a predicted model, not a curated record. The transcript has 4 exons. NCBI's taxonomy places the organism in Eukaryota, Fungi, Ascomycota, Sordariomycetes, Diaporthales, Diaporthaceae. Bases 1 to 1056 code for a protein of 351 amino acids.
AUGUCAUGGGCUACGGAUGUCGACGGGGACUUUGCUCUCCACAAUGCUGGUACCACAGUCAUCUCCGCCGAAACCUGGGGCCUUUCAGCUUGGACCAAAACGGCAAAGAUUUCCACCGAGCUUGCUGAUGGAAGCGCGCAGCGAUACUUCCUCAAGUGUGCCAGCGGAAAAUUGGCCAGGGUUCAUAUGUGGGGAGAGCACUACUCUGCCACAGUAAUUGAGUCCAAGGUGCCAGGCUUUGGCCCAGAGCCGGUCGGCAAGGGGGAGUUCAUCGACGAGUCCGGCAACCAGGUCUAUUUUUACCUCCAAAAGUACCACGACAUGGAUGUGCAGACACCCCCCGACCCAGCCGGGCUAGCCACCGCAAUCGCGGAGCUCCAUACAAAAGCAACGUCCCCGAACGGCAAGUUUGGCUAUCCGCUCGUAACGGGGCGCGGCAGCGUGGACCGCGCGGAGCACUGGAGCGACAGCUGGGCGGAUCAGUUUACAUACCUCCUCCAGGACCUUAUCAAGCUGGACAACCAGGUCAACGGGCCGUGGCCUGAGUACGACGCCGCAUGCAAGCAGUUGUUCGACGGCGUGAUUCCGCGGCUCUUGGGAGCUCUGCAGUCCGAGGGCCGAGAGAUCGUGCCGAGCAUGUGCCACGGCGACUUGUGGGAAGGCAACGUUGCUACCGAUAUGGAGACGGGCAAGGUCAUUAUCUUCGACCCGGAUGAGUGCAUGUACGCACACAACGAGAUCGAGUUUGGAACAUGGCGGUGCAGCUGGGCCACCCACUUCAAGUCGCCUGCCUACAUCCAGCAUUACCAGAUGGAAGUCGAGCCGUCUGAGCCGGUCGAGGAGUGGGAUGACCGCAACCGGUUGUAUUCAAUCAAGACGGCUAUCUGUGAUUCUGCUGGUCACCGUGGCAGCAGAUCGAGGAUCAUAGCGUAUAACGAUAUGCUUUUCUUGUGCGAGAAGUACGCACCUCUCGAAAGUCUGGAACGAUAUGAUCCAGAAAAGGACAUCAGCGUGACCGGGGUGGUGGAGGCGUACGAUAUCAAUGCAGGAGUAUGA